Messenger RNA from Triplophysa rosa, 4634 nucleotides. RefSeq lists its product as uncharacterized. The record is from RefSeq and is a predicted model, not a curated record. NCBI's taxonomy places the organism in Eukaryota, Metazoa, Chordata, Actinopteri, Cypriniformes, Nemacheilidae. Bases 1559 to 2371 code for a protein of 270 amino acids. The transcript is spliced from 13 exons.
UGUGGAAAUAAUAGCUUGUUUCCCAGCAUUCUACAUUAUGCAGCCAAUUUAUUCCGACUAGCUGUGAUGUGACAAAACUACACUGUUCCUGUAAAAAUAAUUUUAUUAAGCCAUUCUAGUUAGGUCUAUACAUAUACAGUAUAUUGUUUGGGCUAACAAUAUUACUAAUUUCUUAUAUUACAGAAUAUAGAUUUCAGUUAUUUAUUUAAAAUGGAUAACUUAAAACAUAGCCCAGCAUAGAUGGGAUCUUCUCCAAUACUUUUUAAAAAGCAUCUCAAGGUAAAAUCUCAAGGUUGAUAAAAUGUCAAGAGAACUUUUCUGAAUAAGCGAUCUUGUGUUUUUUUUUGUGUGAGACGAGUGUAGUGGUCUGUUAAGCCUUUUUUGGGAGGAUGUUUGCUUUUUAGACUUUGAAAAGUGAUGGUGGUGGUCUAAUUCAGCUGCUAAAUCUAGUGGAAAUUGACAAAAUGGCUGAAAUUCCUUAUAACAUAUUUAAGAAGAACUCCGCAGACAGCUGACAUGCUGCAAUAUGUUACAUACUACAGAAAUGAAAUGGAAAACCUGUGUUGCUAUAUGGCAGAUCUGUGCCAGCACAAACUCAUCCCUUGUAAAAAAUGAAGUGCAUUUACAGUACAAAGUGGUCAAAUCAUGUAAUGGUAAAGUCAGGAGAGGCAUUUCCAUUUCAGUUUCGGGAAUGACAUAGCAAACCUUUCAUGUUGAAAAAUUGUCAAACCAGUUGGGAAAUAGAGACUUGGUAUAAAACUAUUUGGCUUAAAGCUGUGGUUAUCACUUAAAUAUGGACAGAUCUGCUUCCUGAAAGCCCAAGAUGGUUGUGUGAGGAAGAGUGGUUAAUGAUUUAUGCUUGAAUGCAUUAUUCAAUACUCUGGAUUGUAAGUGACAGCUAAUGCCGCUUACGCGCAGGGUGUACUGUAUAGCCUUUUAAGAGCGUGGUUUUCCCAUUAUAUCCUCUCAUCUUGUCCUGUUAAGAACCUAUGGGCAAAGUUUGGUUAAGUGUUACUUUUUUUGCAUUGUAAAGCAGAUACAUUUUUUAUAAAUGUUAAAAAUACAGGUAACCUAUUACCAUAGUAGGUAAAGAAAACUGGUUUGUGAAUGAGAAUAGAUAACAAACGGAUGAAUGGCCAUUGUCAUUGUCAUGCACUUUAAAAAUAGCACUUCCUAUUGAUGAUCUUUAGGAAUGUUAUUUUUUAUUGCCUUCGAGCCUUGUGGUCAAAGUUGAAGUGGGCGGGGAGUUAACUAUUUCUUCAUAAUUAGUUGCGAAGUAGCGUUACAAGUUACAACCGACAGCCUUAAACCUACGCUACAUCGGAACAGUAUGAUUAAAAACGUCAUUUUAUAAUGGCGAUAUUCAAUAGGUCACCCCCUCGCGUGGGUAUGUUAGGGGGAUUUUAAAGUCCACUCCAUGCAGCUCAACAGGGGCUUGUAGCUUGAAGCCACAAACCGAAAGUAAAAUGAUGCAUUACAAGACAAGGCGGCUGAAAGCAAGUUAAAUAAGAGACUGUGGCUUAUGGAGCUGAACUCUGAUGGUUAACAAGACAACGUAAUGAGCGGGAAAGCCUGGACAUUCACAUUGUUCACCACAGUUUCAUUUUUCACGAUUUACAUUCAUCAUGCCAAAUCUGAAUGUAUGCCUAACGAUCUGCCGUCACACUUGCAUGAGGAAUUGUUGGAAGAUCAUUUGUUUGAAAUGAAGGUAUUCCUUGACUCGAAGGAACAGCACAAAGUUCUUUCAGUAAUAAACACUCUGUGUUCAACAUGGAAUAAAAAUAUGAACAAAGAAAUGAAAAAAUUUAAAAUAAUUGAGACUUUUAAAAUAAUGUUAGAACAUUUAUUUAAUAAAACAAAAGAAAUUACAGGAUCACAGGAAUUACUACAAGAGUGUGGCAAAUACAACUGUACAGAUGCAGAUGGUUACCUUACAACAUCUAUUAACAUAACUGCAUUUGGAUCAAUGUAUUCGGAAUAUUGCAAUACAUCACUAUCAGGUUUAGAAUGUCCAUCAAAAAAGAGGACGACAUCUUCAACAUCUAACAGCCCAGCCCCCACCGCUUCUGAACGGACAACAAGCUCAAAACCAGAAAUCAGCCAAAACACCACUGCACAUGAGUUAACAAAUCACAUAGGCACGGCAUCUUCAAAUACAACUGACAGCCCCAUCUCCGAUGCUUCUGGAUGUAAGCAAACAAUCAAAUCUAUUCGGGAACACCUGGCAGACACGUCGAUUAAAGUGCUCCUUGCUGCAUCUUUACUGCUGAAUGUCCUUCUACUCUUUUGGCUGUGGUAUAGGAAGAAUGGAAACCGCCAGGCAAAUACAGAAACAGAGAUGAGGCUCAAAGAGACCAGAGAUUCUAAUUGAGGUGUUUUUAUGUAGUAUUUCGCUUUAGUUAUAAGUUAUAACUGUAUUGGAUGUUGUACCUCAGUGCUCACUGCAUUAUAGAUAAAAUAGAAUUUUUACAUACAUUUUAAAGUUUAUUUUUAAUUUUGUAACUAUUUAUAUUUCUCUGUUCCCACCCUUUCACGUUGACUGGCACGUAAAUAACAAUUUUAGUGAUUCUGUAUACAUUGCUUUUUUUCAUUGCAUAAUUUCUGUCGAUUGAUGUUUUAUUUUCAAACGUAGAUUUUCUGAAUCUUUGUGUUUUUGUACAAGUUGACAGAGUUUGGAAAAAAAUGUAUGGGGGUUGGUCACCUUCCUUUUACUUUAUGGCAGUCAAAUCAAUAAAGUGUAUCAAAUUAAAGUUCAAAAAAUGCUAUUAAAGCGGCUUAAAGUUCAAGAUGCUAUUUCAACAUUACUCAACUGUAAUAACUACCACAUAAGACCCUAUGCAUGGCACUGUGAUAUCAGUGAAUGUGUGAUUUGAAUAAUCAUUUACAUAGAUUUAUCAAAUUAACUUAAACAGUAAUAUCCACAGGGUCGAAUAUUCUUAUUCUUAUUAUACUGUUAUUGUCUUAAAUGUUCCUGUACAGAAGUGUUGUUUAUCUUAGAGCCGCGCUGGUUCCCUCGACCGAAAGCCUAUGCAUUUUUCCCAUAGACCUUUGGAAGAUCGCAAAAAAAGCUCUGUGAUUAACAAAUGUUCACGAUGUUUACACGUUUUGUCGUAUCAAGAUCAUAUUUACAGAUGAACACAAUAUUUCCAAUUUUGAAGCCUUGAUACAAUCGCCAGAAGUAAAAAGCUAAGACGACGAAAUAAACAGACUAGGUACACUAAUACCCCAGUUGAAAAAAAUAGCAUAUGCUGGCUUGGUAUGAUGCUGGUUUGUGCCGGUCAUGUGCUGGUUUAAGAUGGUGAAACCAGCAUCAAAACAUACCUAACCCAGCAUAUGCUGUUUUUUUCAACAGGGGUGGUCACUCGAUAUCAAUGUCAUCACAACCAAGCCUCCGACAAACUUUAUUACAAAUGUGUUUCCCGCGACGUAAUACUGCGUGAAUGAAUCUCCAGCGAUGUUUUUAGAGACUUGUGUCCCAGUUGCAUUAUUUGUGAGAUUUACAUGUGCGGUGACGUCUAACGUUCUAAUGUUCCUGCCAAAGGAUGUAGUUGCGUUUAGAACUUGUUAGCAACCUCCGUUUUAAAGACAAAAUAAAGGUUUUAGAAAAUCACAUGAAGGUUAUAACUGGUGUGUUUUAUGUCAUAGAUUAAAACGUGAAACUAUUUAGAGUUUUUGUUAACCAAAUACCUUAUUUCAGGCGAUUUACCAAAAACCCAUAGACUUUGGGACGAUGGAACCGGUGUUUUGUCGAAGUCUGUUCCCCCUAUGUUUCCUCAGCGUUGUUCCUCAUAGCGCCCGCUACGCAAACAGCGUGUAGAGGGUGGGCGCGUGCACGUUCCACUGGUGAUUUUCAAUUACCAUACACAUAACUAACCAUUUUACAAUGUAUUUAAAUUCAUCCUUAUUUAUUUAAACGUAUUUUAUAUUGCUUUUCAACAUUUUGCGUUGUUCUACAAAAUACAUUUUAAAACAAACUGAACAGACCAAAGAAUGGCUAGAAGUCAUACAAAACAGGAAAUGUGAAAAUAUAUAUAAUUCAUGGUAUGAGAAUAUCUGGUAUUUUCAACAAAUAAUUGAAAAUCACCAGUGGAACGUGCACGCGCCCGCCCCCUACACGCUGUUUGCGUAGCGGGCGCUAUGAGGAACAACUCUAAUAGGAGGAAACAUAGGGGGAACAGACUUCGACAACACCGGUACUCCAAAAAUGCUUACUCUGGGGUAUAACUGUUGUCUUAAAUUGUUGUCCCAGAGUUUCUUUCGAAAAGGAAAUAUUUUAGACUUUGUUGGAAUAAAUGUAAUAUAUACUGCCUUUUUCAGCAGUUUUUUAUUAUUAUCUUGGAAUAUGUUUAUAUUCUGAUGUAUGUGUAUGUUUAUGUGUGUACAAGUAUAAGGGAAGUGGAGAAUAUAUGCGCGAGUAUUCUGGGUAUCUCAGAAUGUCAUUUAUUUGAUGUGCUUAAAUGUUUAAAUACUUUGUGCAUUGUAACUGAAAUUACACUGUUGUGCUGCAAACUUGACUUAAUUAAAACAACAAGCCGUAUUAUAUAUACCACCAUAGACCAUGGCAUUAAACGAGUUCGAAAAAAAUACCAAGUUAUUUUCAGUCUUUGUCUUCAUUAUCAUGAUAUAAUUUGUUU